ACAAAAAACUUGUCAACAAUGGACAGAAAUAUUUUUUCUCUCUAGAACGACCGACGUUGUGUUAAAAUGGACAACGUUUUACGUAAUUGCAGGACAAUGUCGUAACGACGAAGCCAAAAGCCCUUCGGGAAGAGAGCAAUCUAUGGAAGCAAGGCUUGUUUUAAGCGCCAAAACGCGAAGGGUGUUCUUUAUACAACAAUACCGACGCCAAGGUCUCUUGGAGGUCAAGACGUUUUCUUGGUCAUGGCAGAUAUAAUUUGCGUUGGGGAUUUUGAAUACAGACGAAAAGAUUUAAUAGGUCAUGGAGCUUUUGCUGUUGUAUUUAAAGGCAGACAUCGCGAGAGACGUGAUGAAUGUGUGGCAAUAAAGGUUAUAACAAAGAAGAACCUGUCAAAAGCACAGAAUCUCUUAACAAAAGAGAUUAAUAUUUUGAAGGGACUCAAGCAUGAGAAUGUUGUCUGUUUAUAUGAUUGCAAGGAAACUCCAACACAAGUUAACCUUGUCAUGGAGUAUUGCAAUGGUGGUGACUUGGCGGAUUAUCUUCAUGCAAAAGGGACCUUGAGUGAAGACACCAUCUGUAUUUUCUUAAAACAAAUUGCUUCUGCAAUGAAAAUUCUCCAAUCAAAAGGCAUUGUCCAUCGGGAUCUAAAACCUCAGAAUAUCCUACUUAGUCAUUCAGGUGUUUCACACCCCAGACCGGCAGACAUCAAAAUAAAAAUUGCUGACUUUGGGUUUGCAAGGUUUCUCCAUGGUGAGAUGAUGGCAGCAACUUUGUGUGGAUCACCAAUGUAUAUGGCCCCUGAGGUGAUCAUGUCAAGAGAAUAUGAUGCAAAAGCUGAUCUCUGGAGCAUUGGUACAAUUAUAUACCAGUGCCUCACAGGACGUGCUCCCUUUAUGGCCUCUACUCCGCAAGAACUGAAGAAAUAUUACCAGAAAAGCAAAACCAUUUCACCUGAUAUCCCCAGUGAUACCUCAUCUGCCCUUGAAGACUUGCUUCUCUCGAUGCUGAAACGAAGUCCGAAGGAUAGGAUCGAAUUCAAAGACUUCUUUCGACAUCCAUUCUUGGCCGGUGCCCUGGUUCGAAAACCAUCCGCACCAGUUCAAGUGCCGUUGAGGAAACAGUCACCACGUUCAAUCCCGUCUUCGCCAGUGGAUAUCUCACCUAGUGCUGCGCGCGAUCCUACUGGUGACGUGAGACUGGAUAUAUUUCGUCGGGUAACACCACCAUAUGAUGCUACUCAGUUAUCACCCUCGGGAUAUCAAUUCAACCCGCUCAUGUCAGGCUACGUGACUGGGUGUUCACCUCAAGGUUCAAGGAAUAUCUCCGGCCAAAACGACGUUUAUUCGGAAGAGGACUUCGUCAUGGUUGAACAUCAGACAUCUCCUGAUCAAAGCGAUGGUCAAAUCACGUCCAAUGCUUCAGACCCGUUGUUCCCAGUUUUCAGCUCUUCGCCAAAGGCCAGCAAAUUCCACCGUCCUGAAUCACCGCUGGCCACUGGAUCUCAGCGAAAAGCUACGUUCAUCGUGGGCUCACCUUCAUCCGGGUCUCCUUCGUCUUCGCCUCUGUCACGUGGCUUAUUUAAUCGCUCGCCAUCGCGAAAUUCGCCAUCUCCCAAAGACGACAAAAUGGUCCCGCCAAAAAGUUCGCCCUCGAGUAAAACUUCCAGCAGUCAAACGUCGGGUAAAAGUUCCCCUUCUGCGCCUAUACCAAUUGGCGGAUCCAGUCCCCGUGAAACUCCACAAACACGCGACGACGGAUACAGUAGGUCAGCGCCCAUUAUGGUACCACAUCCAAGACGGAGUUCAUUUUCAAGUAGUUUGAAGACAACGCAAGCCUCUCCAACAAACCCAAUGAGCCAAUCGCCGAAACCCUCUGUCCCUUCCAAAACGCGUUCACCUUCUGGUGUAUCCAAUUUUGGCACAUCGUCGAAUCCCAGACAUUCACCGGUGAUCACUCCGACCCAUUCCCCUAAACAAUCACCUGCUGUUUCUCCUGUCCAGCCCCCAAAUAUGUCACCAAUCCUUUCUCCGACUCAAUCCCCUAAACAAUCACCUGGCUCAACCCCGACCCAAUCUCCUAAUAUUUCACCACUGGUUGCCGUCUUUUCUCCGUAUUCUCCGAAGAAAGCCCGAGCUGGGACCGAAGUAUCGUUCUCAAGUCUUUUAAACAAUUCCCACAAACCGAUCGUAAAGACUCGGUCAUCUCCGUCGCUCUCGACGACCGGAGCUUGGGCACUGGAGGCGAAGUCAAGACGAAUGUCCCCCAUUUCGAAAUUUGAUCUCAAACCGUUGGAAAGUCCUCCUGAAACUACAGGCAUGGAGAGUUUCGGCUUUCCAUAUCGCAGCCCGACUGCGGGUGCAUUAGCCCGUGUACAAGGAGGGGCACCCGCCAAACCUUCAUUGCUUAAAAAUGUCCUAGGCUCGUCUCCUACACCCUCGUAUGAAGGGGAUGAUAUGAAACCACUCAAAGGGAUUUUCUUUGCUCAAGGGGUCAGAUUUGAUGUUACACCAGGUCAACAGCAAACGGUUACAAGCCAAGUGUUGAACACCACAGGAAAGUUAGAAGGGCAAGUGAUCGUGGAUGUCCCAUCUUUGUCCUCUGAGACACUCAUGGAGCGUGAUCAUAUUGAGGGAGUAAGAAAACUUCGCUUAUCGCUUUCGUACGCAGACGCCAUCAUCGAUGUUUUACAGACGAAGAGUACUCCGCUAAGAGCGUUGUCAGAAUCAAUGACCGUAAGACAGACCGAUUGUUUUAAUGGUGAGCAACUGAUAUUCGUGAACAACGAGUACAGGAAAGCAGAGCAGUUGGCUUUGUGUAUUAAAGUGCUUCGUUUGUUAAACUCCAUGUUGGUAUUUGCAAAAGAAGAAAUAAAAUAUGGCCGUCUGCAGCCUUCAGAUACUGUUAAGUCAUUGAUAAAAGAUCUCAAUGAGAGGAAUCAUCAGUGUUUGAAUCGCGCCAAACAGAUCAACCAGCAGAUGUCGAUACGUGUCAGAGAUCUGGACGCCAGCGUCUUGACGCUGUCGGCGGAUAAACUGAUUUAUCAACACGCUUUGGAAAUGUCGCAGAUCGCAGCCCUGGACGAGUUGUUUGGCGACGCGCAGUUGUGUAAGGAACGUUACGAGAAAGCCGUGUUGUUGUUACGAAGUCUGGAAGAUGAUGCUCGCAGUGAACGGGACAGAGCCUUACUGAAUAAAUAUCAAAACGCUCUGAACUUUAGGAUAUCUGCUUUAGAGAAGCGUAUCGCUCAGCCAAAAAUUGUUAAAUUGUCCUAAGUCAAGUUGACGUGCUUUUUUGUGCGAUUCGAUUACCAUUAUGGCAUCUUUGAAAGAUGCGAGACGUGUCAUUGUGCGAAGGUAAUAAAUUAUUUUAUAUAUAGAGAGAGAAAGAGAGGUCUGGUGUUUGCUGGAUUUGGUCCAAUAUUUAUCACAGAGUUAUUAAAAUAUAUAUAUAUAUAUAUAUAGU
Dendronephthya gigantea is the source of this 3463-nucleotide messenger RNA. Its product is annotated as serine/threonine-protein kinase ULK2-like. NCBI's taxonomy places the organism in Eukaryota, Metazoa, Cnidaria, Anthozoa, Malacalcyonacea, Nephtheidae. The record is from RefSeq and is a predicted model, not a curated record. Gene Ontology annotation, cellular component: autophagosome; cytoplasm. The transcript has 26 exons. Gene Ontology annotation, molecular function: ATP binding; protein serine/threonine kinase activity. The coding region runs from base 244 to 3273 and encodes 1009 amino acids. Gene Ontology annotation, biological process: autophagy; peptidyl-serine phosphorylation; protein autophosphorylation.